UAUUCGCAGGAUAAUCAACACAAAAGCAUGUCUGACGCCGUUUCAACUUCACCAGUCGCGAAGGUCGCUAAGAAAGUCAGUAAACCCAAAGUAGCACCGGCACAUCCAACCUAUGCCGUCAUGAUCAGCGCCGCCAUUGCCGCCCUGCAGGAGAAAGGAGGUUCGUCCAAACAGAAAAUAUUGGCUUAUAUCAUGGCUAACUACAAAGUCGGAACAGAGAAGGUCAAGAUCAACAGCCGAGUCCGGCUUGCUCUCAAAAGCUGUGUGGUCAAGGGAACCGUGAGUCAGGCGAAAGGAACCGGUGCCUCCGGAUCCUUCAAGCUCGGUGAGAAACCAAAGGUUGCCAAGAAGGAGGCAAAGAAACCUGCGGCCAAAAAAGUAAAGAAACCCAAGAAAGUGACUGUAACAAAACCGACGAAGACCACCACUACGAAUAAGAAGACUCCAAAAAAGGCAGCAAAGAAACCAGCAGCCAAAAAAACAGCUGCAAAAAAUCCCGCCGCCACCAAAGUCAAAACACCGAAGAAGGCUACGAAGAAGCCAGCAGCAAAGAAACCUGCGGUCAAGAAACCAGCUAAGAAGACCGCAGCCAAGAAGUAGGCGUUCCUCCUGAACACAUCUUUAAAACAGCCCUUUUCAGGGCUACCCAACUUUCCCGGAAAGUUUCCUUUGGAUGGCUCGAAUAUACGCAUUUUUUCAUUCUCACUUCCCUAAAAUACUUAA
Messenger RNA from Mizuhopecten yessoensis (Yesso scallop), 723 nucleotides. RefSeq names its product late histone H1-like. Bases 28 to 600 code for a protein of 190 amino acids. Gene Ontology annotation, molecular function: structural constituent of chromatin; nucleosomal DNA binding; double-stranded DNA binding. The transcript has a single exon. Lineage: Eukaryota; Metazoa; Mollusca; Bivalvia; Pectinida; Pectinidae. Gene Ontology annotation, cellular component: nucleus; nucleosome. The record is from RefSeq and is a predicted model, not a curated record. Gene Ontology annotation, biological process: negative regulation of DNA recombination; chromosome condensation; nucleosome assembly.